CGCCUCCCCAGCGAGACUAGGACGCGGACUCCGCUGCGCAUCGGGGGUGCGGGCCGGUGCUCACGCCGCCGCCACUGCCGCCAUCCUCGCGUACCUCGCCCCCGAGGAAAUCUCUCGAUCUCCUUUCUCCUCCAGUCCUCCCGCUCCUCCCUGGCCAGCACAAGCAGAAGACUUCGACGGCGCGACUCGUGGCCGCCGGCUCCUCGUCCGGGCUCCUGCGGCCCCCCUCUUCCCUCCUCUACAAGGCGGCGGCGCCCUGGGACGGGGGCGUCGUGCGCGUCUACAGCUCCGACGACUUCCCUGCUGCGUGGCGCCUCCGCGUCUUCCUCCUCUACAAGGCGGCGACGCCCCUCCACUUCACGCCUUCCAAGGUGGCCCCGCUCGACCGCCCCCUGCUCGGCCGCCGACCCGGAGGUCUGCAAGACCCUGUCCUCGCCGCCUGCCGUUCAACUUCUGCUGCCGGUUGCUAGCUCAGGAAAUCAUUCCAAGUGUUACCUAGGGGAUAUGCAGAUUUAAAGAGAAUCAGAAGACUGAAGUUCUGGCUACUGGGCUGUGUACUUAUUAAGAGAUCGGAGCUCGUGCAGUGGCCUGUCGCUCUACCGUUCACCUCUGCAGCAGGCUUGCAGGAAUCCAAAGGGCUCCUUUGAUCAGCUCUGGUUUGAUGUUGGUGGUUUCUGCUUGUCAGAUCACUCCAAGGUAAACCUAAUGUCCAUCACUGUUAUGCCCGUCGGAUCACAGUUUGUAUGCUCUGGAAUUUCUAUCCUCUAUACAGCUGAGCUAUUUAGCUUCCAUCGGUUUGGCCUGAAACUCUUGGUCGUUACUCUCUACGAUCGAUGAAUAUAUGAUGAAUAUUGUUAUUGAUUGGCAGUUUUACAUCUUUUUACACUUGAUUUUUUUUACUCCCGUAGCAACGCACGGACAUUCAACUAGUUAAAAGAAAAGGCCGGUCGCCCAGUGGUGUAGGUGUUGAGCCGUUCGUUCAGGUUGGGUCGGUCUCGGUCCCAGACCUCCGAUUGCCGAUGGAUCUCCUCUCUGCUGCGUACGGCGGCGCUACCUCUGACGAGGACGACGACGAGCCGCCCUCCUUCCCGCCAGUCGCCACCGCCCUCAACUCCUUCGCACCACCUCCCGUAAAGCGGCCGCGGUGGGAAUACCAACCAUGCCUCCCCCCACCCUCGUCCUUCCCGCAGCCGCCCCUACCCAAAGCAGCGCCGCUGCCGACAUCUCCAGCCAGCGGCAGGUACAUCUCCAAGAGGCAGCGCGCCCUCCUGGCUGCAUCUCGAGCACCCGUGGACGCCGCAUCACUCCUUCCUCCGCAGACGACAGCAGAGGUCGAUUCCUCAGUUGGCUCCAUCACUGAUUCAAAUCUGCGAGCUGACAUUUUGCAUUCCUUGCGAUGCCAACCAAAGCCUGGCUCUAGCAAAAGUUUGCCUUCAAAGCUCUCGGUUUCUUUGAAGGGUCACACAAAGGCAAUAAAUUGUAUAGAUUGGUCGCCAACUCAUGCACAUCUACUCACUUCUGCUGGAAUGGAUCAUACAGUCCACGUAUGGAACGUAUGGGACAAAGGGAAUACUACUGCUUGUGUUUUGAAGCAUCACACUGCUGCUGUAAAGGAUGUGAGGUGGUCCCCUCAUAACCUCUCUUUACUUUCUGGAGGGCUUGAUUGUUCCGUACAGUUAAUUGAUGUUGUGGAAGGAAAGGUAAUCAAAGUAUUCAAGGAAGAUCAAGCUGUGGAGGUUAUCAAGUUCAACCCAAGUAACCCCAAUCUCUUCCUAUCUGGUGGGUCGAAGGGUUCUCUUAGGCUAUGGGAUAUUCGAAGUGGUCUGGUAACAAAAGAAUUUCAUAGAAGUCUUGGGACCAUCCUUGACAUCGAAUUCAGUGCUGAUGGGAGACAAUUUAUCUCUUCAACGGACACAACCAGAAGCAAUAUUAGUGAGAACACUAUAAUUGUCUGGGAUGUCCUGCGACAAGUUCCAUUAUCUAAUCAGGUUUAUACUGAAGCAUUCACAUGCCCAUGUGUAAGAUAUCACCCGCAUGAAGCAUCUUUUGUUGCACAAUCGAACGGGAACUACAUUGCUAUUUUUUCAGCAAGGCCACCCUUCAAGCUGAACAAGUAUAUGCGGUUUGAAGGACAUGGAGUUUGGGGUUUCCCGAUAAAGUGCAAUUUUUCUCCAAGUGGAAGAGAACUUGCAUCCGGUUCGUCAGAUGGAUCCAUUUACUUUUUUGAUUAUAAAUCAGCAAGGCCUUUACGGAAAAUCGAAGCAUUCAAAGAAGCCUGCACUGAUGUUGUAUACCACCCUGUAAUACCAAAUGUGAUUGCUUCAUGUGGCUGGACUGGUGAAAUAUCUGUUUUUGAGAGAUGAUAUAAUGCUCGGUACGGAAGUAAUGUUGAGUGUUGCACGGCAAACUUUUUAUGCUCUAA
Messenger RNA from Panicum virgatum (switchgrass), 2422 nucleotides. RefSeq names its product WD repeat-containing protein 25-like. Gene Ontology annotation, molecular function: protein binding. The transcript has 7 exons. The coding region runs from base 1020 to 2363 and encodes 447 amino acids. Lineage: Eukaryota; Viridiplantae; Streptophyta; Magnoliopsida; Poales; Poaceae. The record is from RefSeq and is a predicted model, not a curated record.